Messenger RNA from Candoia aspera, 751 nucleotides. It is a transcript of the gene C1H1orf115, whose product is annotated as chromosome 1 C1orf115 homolog. Bases 235 to 645 code for a protein of 136 amino acids. Lineage: Eukaryota; Metazoa; Chordata; Lepidosauria; Squamata; Candoiidae. The record is from RefSeq and is a predicted model, not a curated record. The transcript has 2 exons.
GCUGGCAACAUCCCUGCCCAGAGCAGGGAAGGGCCCUCCUCAUCCGCCUCUCCCAGUCUCCUGCGGCGGGACCCGAGAGAGGCCGGAGCUCGCGUGUUUUCCUGGAGCUCCACCUGUUGCCGGGCUCAGCUGCAAAGGGAACUUCUGCGGCCCGUUUCGGGGGGCGGGGGGGGGGAAGACUCCAAGGCCCCCGUUUCGCUCUCGAAAGCGCCCCCGGGUUUCCCCCUCUGCGCGAUGUCCGUGGCGGGCGCUCUGAGGGCCAAAUUCCGGCGGCGCCGCAGCCCCGCAGAGGACAAGGUCUCCAUCCUCGAGCGGGAGGAACGGCAAGAAGCAGAGGCCCCGAGGGCUCCCGAGGGCCAGCCUGAAGAAGAGGAGCCGGCUUGCUACGCCUCCAAAAAAGUGGCGUUUGCCGUCCUCCCGGACAAGUACCAGCCUCUCGUCUGGGACGGCGAACAGCAGCCACCACCGCGUAAAGCGGAGCGCGCAAGCAAGGCGCGCAAGCGAAGACUCAAGAAAUACGGCAAGAAUGUGGGCAAAGUGUUGCAGAAAGGGUGCAGCUACUUGGUCCUUGGCCUUCAGGGAUUGGCCAGAGCCUACACCUCUCCACUCGGCUUGGCUGUUCCGACGGCUACGUCAGUGCGAUAGAGCCUACUGCUUUUGGAGGAGGACGAGGAGGACAGUGACACCGCUGAAGAGGGCAGCAACUUCUCCUCUGCUCAUGUGCACAUCAUCUUCUGAAAAAACCCCAACU